Messenger RNA from Pseudovirgaria hyperparasitica, 1249 nucleotides. RefSeq lists its product as uncharacterized. Gene Ontology annotation, biological process: secondary metabolite biosynthetic process; amino acid activation for nonribosomal peptide biosynthetic process. The record is from RefSeq and is a predicted model, not a curated record. Gene Ontology annotation, cellular component: cytoplasm. The transcript is spliced from 2 exons. The coding region runs from base 286 to 825 and encodes 179 amino acids. Lineage: Eukaryota; Fungi; Ascomycota; Dothideomycetes; Acrospermales; Acrospermaceae. Gene Ontology annotation, molecular function: phosphopantetheine binding.
CGCAACUAUUGCUGCCAUCACCCCCAGUCAUGUGGGCGAGCCAACUAUCGGCCACGGAGCUGGUUGCUUAACCUGGAUCACAGAUACUGCGGAGGGCAAAACUCUCGUCCUAGUCAGUACAAUAGGGGAGUUGGUGCUGGAAGGACCUCUCGUUGGGCUUGGAUACCUUGGUGACGAAGCAAAGACAGCAGCAGCCUUUAUCGAACGACCAUCCUGGCUUAGUGCUGUUGGGCAAAAUUGUAGAGGUCCUUUCUAUAGAACCGGCGACCUUAGAUUGAUAGCUUUAUGGCUCGUUAUGAACGCACACGCCAGUCAGCAUCUUUAUUUCCACAAACCGGUCCCUUUGCGAAUAAGCUGGUGGGAGUGUUCGAUAUUCAUGGCUUCCAACCAAGCAAAACUGCAGCUAUUAUCCAGUUGAUUGAUUCAGAGGCUGAUCCGAAUGUUGCACAGCACAUUCAGGACCUGGAAGAUCUGCUAGGAGACCGUUUGCCGCCAUAUAUGGUCCCUUCUAUCUGGGUACCACUCAAGGAUCUGCCUCUCACCGCUUCGGGAAAGCUCAAUCGACAUCUCUUGGAAGACUGGUUAUCUAAUCUAGACUCGCAAAGUGUUGCCGAAAUUAACAAUACGCGUCAUCCUUCCACGACUGUCGGGCCUAAGACACGCAAACAACUUGUCCUACGCAACGCCUGCAGUGAUAUUCUGAACUCAUCGCCGGCCGAGAUUGAUAUAGAGCGCUCAUAUGUUUGCAAAUGGCGGGGAUUCAAUUUCAGCAAUGCGUCUGUCGUCUUACUGCCGUACUUUAGGCCUGACACUCUCAGUCCCUAGCCUACUGAAGUGCAAGUCCCUAAGGAUUGUGGCAGAACCUGCCUCGAUGGAUGCCGCAAUACCUCUCUUGAGAUAUACCGAAGUUUUUAACGAGGCAUUCAAUCUAGCGCUAAUUCAGAGGUGGUUCUUUAAUCAAGCGCCGCGUGAGGAACAUCUCGACGAAAGACAUUACUACAACCAAGGCUUCUAUGUCAAGAUAAGUCGCUUUAUGUCUCCUGACAGACUCUCUAUCGCUAUGCGCAAACUUGUUCAACACCAUUCCAUGCUUCGUGCACGCUUCACGGCAUCUAAGGGUGGCUGGACGCAAAGCGUUCUUCGGGUAGAAGAAGCUAUGGUUAGUUUUAAAUUUAUAGAUGCUUAGAGCUUAUAUCAGAUCAAAUCGAAUGCUAGAGAGCUCCAUCGAAGCCUGAACUUUAAGCGGGCC